AUGGCGCAGAACGAAGACUGGGUUUCCGAGAUGAAGACGUGCAAAUCCUGCGACCAAUGUAGAAGCCGGAAAGUCCGUUGCAUCAUGCCGCCCGGCCAACAGCUCCAAUGCACUCACUGCAUCAAGCGGAAUGAUGCCUGCCAUUUCACUCAGACCAAGCGUAUCCCCCAGAUGAAGCGUAAGAGAAGGAAACAUGGCGUGGAAAGCACACAUGCGACGGCCGGUCAGAACCAUACACCGCACUUAGAGCCAACAAACGAGGGGAUUCGCAGUCAACUGACCGUCCCGCCGGUAUUACUGGACCAGAUGUUGGAAAACCAUAGUAGUUGUGGAAUGCUUCGGGAUAGCUUUGCCUUGCUGAGGACACCCGACCAUGACGUGACAAGUUCUAGCCUAGCCUUUUUUUCCGAGAGUCGAAUCCACUCCUUAUCCGAGCGACUGGGGAAUAACCGGCUUAACGAACUGGUCGAGACUAUCGAAUCGGUCAUCCGAUCGCGGCUUCUCGCCCAAGGCCCAUCCUCGAUAUCGCCCGUCACAUUCAGAAAGCCGUCUGAUAUCGAGCAAAUCCCGAUAGACAAGGUCAGGUUAUACGUAGACUCUUACUUCCAACAACUACAUCCAAUUUACCCCUUCCUCGAUCGCAAGGAGUUCGAGGAGAAGGUGCUUGGGUCUAAUCGGUCUGAACUCUUGAGUUCCAGCUGUGCGUUCUCUGCUCUGUAUCACUCUGUCCUGGCUCUCGGAUGCCAGUACCAGGAAGGCGGAGCGUUUGAUCCGGGGAGUGGUAGUGCAUGGAAGCUGUUCCAGGUGUCGCUGGGUCUUGUGUCGGAGAUAUUGAUCCCGAGGGAAGCCUUGAUGAGUCUGCAGGCCCUGGUAGCUAUGUCAAUAUUCGCCAUGAAUACCUGCUGUCUGCAGAUUGACGAAAUAUUGCUUAUGGAAGCCUCUCGAAUGGCCCAAUACCUUGGAUACCACAGGGCACUAGGUAGCGGGGACCAACGAUACAAAACCACAUGCCACCGGACCUUCUGGGUGAUAUACUACAUGGAGAAGCAUCUGUGUUUCCAGCGCCAAUCCGCCUCAAUGAUACCGGAUUACGACAUUGGGUGUCCCAUCCCCGACGUCCCGGAAUCCGUCUUCGGGGGUUAUAACUGGUUCCUGUCGGCCAUAGGCUUCGGGCGCAUUCUCUCACAAGCCUAUACGUCUCUCUUCUCGGUGAGCGCUGCAAUACAACCGACGGAGGCGUACCAUAUCGCGAUCAAAGAGAUUGAGGCCCGAUUAGAACGAUGGCGUAUGGCAGUACCUAUAGACUUCCGACCAGGGAUGCCAUUGCAGGAACAGAAUGUGCCUGCUUCUUCUUCCUUUUCCGAACCGAGCUUAAAGAUGAUCGUGCUUCAGACCAGCUUCUCCUACUAUGGAUUGAUUAUCGCACUGGCGAGGCUUAAGAUACACAUAGGUAGACAAUCACAUUCCCAACAACAGGAAACGAGCAAGCGACUGCUGAUGGAUACAGCAAGAGCUAUCGUGGAGGAAAGCAAGAAUGUCAACGUGGCUGCUCACACGCCAAAUUUCAUUUUGGCCGUGUUUCCUCUCGCCGCAUUAUUUAUCUUGUUUGAUUUCGUCGUCCAUAACCCAACGCAUCCAGAAACGCGAAACAAUCUCUCCCUCUUGGACGUAGCGGCCGGUCACUUCAGUCUGUUAGAUUACAAGUCUGGAGGGUUCCUGCCGGCAUCGCUUAUUACCGAAUUCGCAUAUAUUGCACGGCAGUAUGUCAAGGACUUUAGCAGCAAUCAACAACAACAACAGCAGCAACAACAGCAGCAACAACAGCAACAGCAGCAACCGCAGCAACAGCAACAACCACAACAACCGCAACAACCGCAACAACAAUACCCUAGCGAACUAGGCCCGUCGAUGACAGGAUCCACAUUGGCUAACACCGAGAUCUCUACGCAGUUGAAUCAACCGAAUAGCAACUAUUCUAAUGUCGAGUUGCAGCCUGACAUCAUGGAGUCCUGGGAACAAAGGGACUAUCUGUAUUAUCCCAUAACACCGGACACGACUGUUAAUGGCAUGGUUGAGAAUCCAAUGACGGCUUCACGUAGUAUUAACAGCUUGUUUGGGUUUGUGGUACCGAGGUUUGGACAUGGUCAAUAG
Aspergillus alliaceus is the source of this 2151-nucleotide messenger RNA. RefSeq names its product Zn(II)2Cys6 transcription factor. NCBI's taxonomy places the organism in Eukaryota, Fungi, Ascomycota, Eurotiomycetes, Eurotiales, Aspergillaceae. The transcript has 12 exons. Gene Ontology annotation, biological process: DNA-templated transcription; regulation of DNA-templated transcription. The record is from RefSeq and is a predicted model, not a curated record. Gene Ontology annotation, molecular function: zinc ion binding; DNA-binding transcription factor activity, RNA polymerase II-specific; DNA binding. Bases 1 to 2151 code for a protein of 716 amino acids.